Molecule: messenger RNA, 2246 nt
Organism: Cryphonectria parasitica EP155
Lineage: Eukaryota; Fungi; Ascomycota; Sordariomycetes; Diaporthales; Cryphonectriaceae
Product: endoplasmic oxidoreductin
Exons: 3
Coding region: 486-2246 (586 amino acids)
Biological process (GO): protein folding in endoplasmic reticulum
Cellular component (GO): endoplasmic reticulum membrane; endoplasmic reticulum
Molecular function (GO): FAD binding; protein-disulfide reductase activity; thiol oxidase activity
Source: RefSeq, a predicted model, not a curated record
GGAAAAGAGAAAUCUUCUACGCCGUCUCUCACUCUCCGUCUUUUUCCUUGCAUUGACGAGAACAUUUUCACCCACCACCACUGCCAAUCUUUGUACCGGCGGUUAAAAAAGACCACGCUCUCUUUAUCAGCUUAUCCACUUUAUUCAACUACGCAUUUGUGAGACAAGCGACGCAACUUUCGGGACUUAGCCUCCAACUACUUUUUCUUCGCCUUUGGACAUUUGCCUCCUCUUAGACACAAGGAAGUACUGUACUCUCGGGCUUUCAAUUUCCCCAAGGAAAACGACUUUUUUCUUCUUCCUGCGUCGUUCGGAGCAACCCCCCCGUUUUUAACUCACGGUCUGUUGGCCGCCAGACAUGAGACCCGAGUAGGGUUUCAGAAGAGCCUCCUAGGGAACGAUACUCGAAACAUUUGUCAGAGCCAGCUGCACAGAGCCAACUUUGUCUCUUGACCUGGCGGCACGUGUACAAUAAUCCGCACAUCAUGAAGUCCGCGGCCAACCUCUUCUACCUGUCCCUCUUUGCUCUCUGGUCACCGCAAGCCCGGUGCCAGAACCAAGAUGGCCAGGAUGACUCUUGCGCAAUUUCUCCAAAGGCCAUAGUAUCCGACGCCUGCGCCUCCUAUUCCACCCUCGAGGACCUGAACCGCAAGGUCAAACCCGCCGUUGAGGACCUGACGCUGUCGACCGACUUCUUCUCCCACUACAGGCUCAACCUCUUCAACAAGAGAUGUCCCUUCUGGAACGACGAGAAUGGCAUGUGCGGCAACAUCGCCUGUGCCGUGCAGACGCUAGAUAACGAGGAAGACAUCCCCGAGGUUUGGCGGGCGAGCGAGCUGGGCAAACUGGAGGGUCCUACGGUGAAACACCCGGGACGAGACGUACAGAAGAAGCGGCCUGAGCGGCCGUUACAAGGAAAGCUGGGCGAGGACGUGGGCGAGAGCUGCGUCUUCGAGUAUGACGACGAGUGCGACGACCGGGACUACUGCGUGCCUGACGACGAGUCUUCCACCGCAAAAGGCGACUACGUCUCUCUGCUCCAGAACCCCGAGCGGUUCACCGGAUACGCGGGCGAGGGCGCGCAGCAGGUCUGGAACGCCAUCUACCGGGAGAACUGCUUCCAGAAGAGCUCAUUCCCACACUAUGCUGCGCUAGGCCAGACCCCACCGGACCAGGGCGCCGCGGCUCUCGACUUCAAGCAGGUCAUCGAGGCCGCCGGUCGCCAGCAGAUGUUGGAGCAGUCGCGCGAACAGAGCCCCAACACGCCCUUUGUGGCUCACACAGGCCUCGAGGCCGAGGACGAGUGUAUCGAGAAGCGUGUGUUCUACAGGGUGGUUUCUGGCAUGCACACCAGCAUCAGCACGCACCUGUGCUACGACUGGAUGAACCAGACGACCGGCCAGUGGCAGCCAAACCUGCCCUGUUACAUGCACAGGCUGCACACGCACCCGGAGCGCAUCAGCAACCUGUACUUCAACUAUGCCCUGCUGACCCGCGCCAUCGCCAAGCUUGGCCCACACCUGCAGGACUACACAUUCUGCACGGGUGACCAGGACCAGGACGCUGCGACCAAGGCCAAGGUGCUGGCCGUCACACAGAACGCGGCCAGCGUACCGCAGAUCUUUGACGAGGGCCCGAUGUUCAAGAACGGCGAGGGCCCUUCGCUGAAGGAGGACUUCAAGAACCGUUUCCGCAACGUCAGCCGGCUCAUGGACUGCGUGGGGUGCGACAAGUGCCGGCUGUGGGGCAAGCUGCAGACGGCGGGCUACGGCACGGCGCUGAAGGUGCUGUUCGAGUUUGAUAACGACAGCAACGAGAUCCCCGUCCUGAAGCGGACGGAGCUGGUCGCGCUGUUCAACACGUACGCGCGGCUGAGCACGUCGCUGGACAAUAUCCAGCGGUUCAGGGAGAUGGCGGCCGAGAAGGAGAGACAGGAGGAGCAGCUUCUGAAGAAGGGCGAGUCCAUCAACAAGCUGUCAGAUCGAGCGCGCAAGCCACAUCAUGUCAUCCCGGACGAGAAGCCCUCGAGCAGGCCGGAGCCCAGCCUCAAGGAGAUAUGGGAUGAGGAAUUGCACAAUGUCAUAGUAGCCUUCAAGGCGGUGUGGAGGAGCUGGAUUGAAAUGCCCGGACUGAUAUAUACGAUCGUCUCGCAGGAAAUCAGCCGUCUGUGGAAGGGCUACAUUGGUCUCCCCGUCAAACCGAGAGAGUGGAAACUCGUGUGGCGGAAUCCUCGCGAUGAGCUGUAG